Molecule: messenger RNA, 561 nt
Organism: Camelina sativa (false flax)
Lineage: Eukaryota; Viridiplantae; Streptophyta; Magnoliopsida; Brassicales; Brassicaceae
Source: RefSeq, a predicted model, not a curated record
AUGGCAAACAGGUCUAUGGAAAUAGUGACCGGAUUACCAAUGCCACCGUCCUCCGUCACUCCUCCUUCACGGUGGUGGACACAACUACAUUCAUUAUUCCUUCGUCGUAAGGAACUCACUAAAGAAGAGAAAUCAGCUAUAUUUUGUAAACCCUAUUUGUGCGGCUUCUUGACUAUCGUAACGUUUAUGGGAAUCUUUUUGUUCAUGAACAAACUUUUCUGCCACGUCAGCUUCUCCGUCGAAUCCAUCUACGUUUCCCCCUCCUCCUCCGCCGCACUGCACUUCGAUUUCCUGGCGAGAAACCCGAGCUCAUUUUGUCCUAUCAACUACGAUGGAGACGACGUGUACGCCAAGCUAGGUUCCAUAAACGCCGCCUGUGAUAAAAGAGUUUUCGAAUUGGACAUGAAACUUAGUGCGAAGAAGAAACAUCCUGGAGUAGGAAACGAAUAUGGACAUUUCUAUAUCAGGUGUCACAAUCUGACCAUCGGUUAUCAGAAGACCAAGUGCCAUUCGUCUUUCAAAGAGUUGGAUCAUAAGAGUAUAUAUGAUAUACUGAAUUAG